CUUUAAGGUGAAAGGAGGACAUGAGGGAAUACAGCUGGAACAGUUUCAAGAAUUUAAUAUUCAGAAAUCCUGCUGUUGUCAACCAGGAUCCACAUGUGGAUAAUGGGGAUGAAAAUACUGAGCGUGGGAACUGGGCCAGCAAGAGGGAGUACAUGCUCUCUACGAUCGGCUAUGCUGUUGGACUUGGAAAUAUCUGGAGAUUUCCGUAUUUGGUCUACAAGAAUGGAGGGGGUGCCUUUCUUAUCCCCUACUUUGUGAUGUUGGUGGUGACUGGGAUUCCUCUGUUCUUCCUGGAAAGUGCCUUCGGACAGUUUUGCAGCCAAGGUCCAAUCAACAUAUGGAGAUCAGUACCUAUCCUGCAGGGUGUUGGCGUUGGCAUGGUUAUGGUGACUCUAAUAGUAUCAAUUUACUACAACGUCAUCAUCGCCUACAGCCUGUACUACAUGUUCGCCUCCUUCCAGUUUCCUCUGCCGUGGUCCAGCUGCCUCAGUCUGCCUGACAGUAACUGCAGCACCACGCCUCAAGUGUACUGCAAUGUAAGUGGUGUUUUAGUGACCAACUGGACUCAGGAGAACACCACCUGUCCUUCAUCUGACACAAUCACAGUUCCCAUGCAGAGCCCAAGUGAGCAGUACUGGGACCGUGUGGCCCUGCAGAGAUCCAGCGGCCUGGAUGAAACAGGACCAGUAGUUUGGCAUUUGGCUCUCUGUCUGCUGCUGAGCUCCUUGAUUGUUGCUGCAGCGCUCAUCAGAGGCAUCAAGUCAUCUGGCAAAGUGGUUUAUUUCACAGCCACGUUUCCUUACGUGGUGAUUCUGAUCCUGCUGAUCAGAGGUGUGACACUAGAGGGAGCCAGAGAUGGGAUAGAGUUCUACAUUGGUUCCCAAUCCAAUUUGACUAAAUUGACAGAAGCACAGGUCUGGAAAGAUGCAGCAACUCAGACCUUCUACUCUCUCUCGAUUGGCUGGGGUGGAGUCAUGACUCUUGCCUCCUAUAACACCUUCCACAACAAUAUGUUCAAAGAUGCAUUUGUUGUGACACUUACUAAUGCUGGUACCAGUGUGCUUGCAGGCUUUGCCAUAUUUUCAAUCUUGGGUCACAUGGCUCACUUCCAACAAGUGCCUAUUGAAAAAGUGGUCAAGGCAGAAUUUGGACUGGCAUUUAUUGCAUAUCCAGAUGCUUUGUCUAAGCUUCCCAUUUCCCCUUUGUGGUCAAUUUUGUUCUUCUUCAUGCUUUUGACUGUUGGUCUGGACUCUCAGUUUGCAGGAAUAGAGGUGAUCACAACCUGCCUGCUUGAUGCCUUUCCUCAAAUCUUCAAGUCCAAAAGAGCAUUAUUGACUGUAGCGAUAUGUUCUGUUCUCUACCUGCUGGGCCUGCCAUGUGUCACAAGGGCAGGAAUAUACUGGGUGACCCUAAUCGAUGGGUUUGUUGCUGGCUGGGUGCUGCUAGUUUUGGCUCUCUUGGAGAUCAUUGGUGUCUGCUACAUCUAUGGGGGAAAUCGUUUCAUUAAAGACAUUGAAAUGAUGAUUGGAAAGAAGAGUUUCCUUUUCUGGCUGUGGUGGAGAGCAUGUUGGUUCUUCAUUACCCCCUGCCUUAUAGUGGUGAUCCUGAUCUGGUCCUUGGUGUCACUCGAGUCACCCUCCUAUAGUGGAGUCCAGUUCCCAGAGUGGGGUUUGGCUGUGGGCUGGUGCAUGACUGUAUUUAUCCUCCUCUUGGUUCCUAUCGUCGCUGUAUAUAAACUGAUGAAAGCAGAGGGAAGCCCUUGGAAGCGUCUGAAGUCAUUGUGCUCUCCAGCUGAAGAGUGGCAUCCCUACCUGGACAUCCAUCGAGGAGAGCGCUACUCCGAGCAACGCAUCCGCCUCAGGAUGAGCCAUAAAACCGAACCAGAAGCAAAUGUGAAUGUAAUCUCGAGCUCAUGGCUCUGAUGUGUGGUUUGUGUGUCAGAGUCUUUCAUUUUGUGCAUACGUGUAAUCUGUGAACACUUUAUUAUGUAAAUUAGAGUUAAUUAAGUGAUUUAUUAACUCAAGGAGGCAGAGUGACAAAUGAUUCACAGAUUUGAUUUCUGGAGCAGGUAGCAUGCAUCACACUUAUGUGAGGUCAUGUGUUCACUGUAAAUGGAGCAGAGCCAUUAGAAAGUGACGACAAGGAGCAAUGACCAAAGGCACCAAGUGUAAAACAGCUGAAAGCUAACUAAAAAAGAAAAAAACAUGCUUUCAUGUUAAAAUAAAUAAUAUGAGUCAAUGUAUAAAACAAUAUUAUUGCUCAAUGGGGCAUUCAAUCAAGAUGUUUAAUGUUUUGUUCGUAAAGACUGUCGUGCCUCUCUUGCCAU
This is a messenger RNA of Gymnodraco acuticeps, 2326 nucleotides long. It is a transcript of the gene slc6a14, whose product is annotated as solute carrier family 6 member 14. The transcript is spliced from 15 exons. Gene Ontology annotation, biological process: sodium ion transmembrane transport. NCBI's taxonomy places the organism in Eukaryota, Metazoa, Chordata, Actinopteri, Perciformes, Bathydraconidae. Gene Ontology annotation, cellular component: membrane. Bases 21 to 1922 code for a protein of 633 amino acids. Gene Ontology annotation, molecular function: L-proline transmembrane transporter activity. The record is from RefSeq and is a predicted model, not a curated record.